AUGUCAAUACCAACGUCCAUAAAGGUGAUAGACGGUAUUGUUGACCAGUAUCGUGAAGAAGUUUCCCAACUUGAUAUACCUGACUUUACUACGCCAUCGUCGUCAUAUAAAAAUCCUGUUGUGUCUCCAUAUGUCAAUGAGUUCAAAUUGAAUCGGAUCAUAAAUGAUAUACCCACCAUAAAGUUGCAAUUAAACAAAUACAAGGGCAAUAAGACGUAUCAAGAUGUAUCAGACAAGAUAUUGCAAUUACAGAGCUUGUUGGACGAAAAGUUUUAUAUUAAUGAUAAAUUGAUUCGUAUAUGGGUGUCGAGCAAAACAGUUACAGGUUUGACUGAUAAUGCUGACAAUGCAGCCGAAGAAAAGACCAAUGACGAAGCUAUAGAAUUGAAUAAUGACGAAGAGAACCUUGCUUCAUUGCGCAAGAGAUUGCUAUCAGGCGGAACACAUACUUCCCUAGAUGAUACUACAAAUAACAAAUCCUCUAUAGAUAAGGCGAAUAAUUAUCACGAAUCAAUUCAAGAAGACAUUUUGAGUGAAUUGACGGGAUUUGCCGCAAGCUUGAAACAGUCAGCUGUCACAUUAUCUUCCAAGCUUUUAGAUGAUAAUGCCGUUUUGAAUAAAACAGGUGAUAGUUUAAUGAAAAACGAAACUCUAAUGAAAAGUGUCGGAAACAAUUUAAACAAUUACGUUACUAAUAAAUCAGGUGGAAAGAUAAGCUUCUGGUUUUUGAUGAAGAUAUUGCUUGCUUCUUUUUUAUUAUUUUUUGCGAUGGUUGUUCUAAUUAAGAUAUUUCCGAAGAUGUAA
Debaryomyces fabryi is the source of this 804-nucleotide messenger RNA. RefSeq names its product SNAP receptor. Gene Ontology annotation, molecular function: SNAP receptor activity. The transcript has a single exon. Bases 1 to 804 code for a protein of 267 amino acids. Gene Ontology annotation, biological process: retrograde vesicle-mediated transport, Golgi to endoplasmic reticulum. Gene Ontology annotation, cellular component: endoplasmic reticulum; SNARE complex. NCBI's taxonomy places the organism in Eukaryota, Fungi, Ascomycota, Pichiomycetes, Serinales, Debaryomycetaceae. The record is from RefSeq and is a predicted model, not a curated record.